This is a messenger RNA of Lonchura striata (white-rumped munia), 7018 nucleotides long. It is a transcript of the gene SGPP1, whose product is annotated as sphingosine-1-phosphate phosphatase 1. Lineage: Eukaryota; Metazoa; Chordata; Aves; Passeriformes; Estrildidae. The record is from RefSeq and is a predicted model, not a curated record. Gene Ontology annotation, biological process: sphingosine metabolic process. Gene Ontology annotation, molecular function: sphingosine-1-phosphate phosphatase activity. Gene Ontology annotation, cellular component: endoplasmic reticulum membrane.
ACGAGCGGGGCGGGCGUGAGGGAGCGAGCGGCGGGAGGGAGCGGGCGAGGCGAGGCUGGUCCCGCGGCGCCUCGCCUUCCAGCGGGUUUCUCUUCAGAGAGCGGCUUUCCCAUAACGCGGAGCCCUCAUCCCCCUCUCCGCCCCUCAGACGAAGUCCCCCGCCGCUAUGUCUCUCGGCCAGCGCCUGGCCCGGCUGGCCGCCCACCUGCAGGACCCGCGGAAGGUGGCCGCGUUCCAGCGGCUCUGCGGGGUGGAGGGGCCCUCGGGCUGGGCCGGCGCGGAGCAGCGGGGGCCGGUGGCGAACGGCGGCCCCGCGGGCGGGCAGGAGCAUCCCGCUGGGAACGGGGCCGUGCCCGGCGCGGCGGGAAGCCCGCGGCGCUGGAGGAGGAGGCCGCGCCGAAACUCGCUGACGGAGGAGGAGGACGGCAGCCAGGAGUUCGCCACUCGCAGCCGCUUCCUCUACUAUCUGUUCAGCCUGGGCACGGAGCUGGGCAACGAGCUCUUCUACAUCCUCUUUUUCCCUUUCUGCAUCUGGAAUGUGGACGCCUGGCUGGGCCGGAGGCUCAUCAUCAUCUGGGUGUGGGUGAUGUACCUGGGGCAGUGCACCAAGGAUGUGAUCCGCUGGCCGCGUCCUGCCUCGCCGCCCGUGGUGAAGCUGGAGGUGUUCUACAACUCCGAGUACAGCAUGCCCUCCACCCACGCCAUGUCGGGCACCGCCAUCCCCCUGGCGCUCCUGCUGCUCAGCUACGGCCGCUGGCAGUAUCCCCUUAUGUUUGGACUGAUCCUGGCAUUCUGCUGGUGUUCUUUGGUUUGCUGUAGUCGAAUUUAUAUGGGAAUGCAUUCAAUUUUGGAUGUUAUUGCUGGAUUUCUUUAUGCUAUUCUUAUCCUGGUUGUCUUCCAUCCACUUGUGGACCUGAUUGACAACUUCAACUUAACUUACAAAUAUGCACCCUUAAUUAUCAUCAGUCUCCAUUUGGCCCUGGGCAUCUUCUCUUUCACCCUGGACACGUGGAGCACGUCGCGAGGAGACACAGCUCAGAUCCUGGGCUGCGGUGCCGGCGUGGCCUGCGGCUCUCAUGUCAACUACAUCCUGGGCCUGCAGCUGGAUCCUCCUCCCCACACCUUGCCUUUGUCCCUGUCCUCCCUCACCGUGACCGUGUUUGGAAAAGCCAUACUGCGCUUGCUGAUCGGCGUCAUCGUGCUGUUGUUAACAAGAGUGGCCAUGAAAAAAGCCACGAUUCCACUGGCGUGUAAAAUGUUCCGCAUCCCACACGCUGACGUGCGGAGAGCCAGGCAGCGCAUGGAGGUCGAGCUGCCCUAUCGCUACAUUACCUAUGGGAUGGUUGGCUUCUCCCUCAUGUUUAUUGUUCCUUGCCUCUUCCAUUUCAUUGGUCUUUCCUGAUGCAGUUUGAUCACUUUGAGUAGGGAGAACUGAGCUAGUUGCUUUUUGAAGAGGUGCACUAGUUUGCUAAGGGAGGCCAGCCAGCUUGGCUUUAGCAGGGUCUUCCUAUUAACAGCAAUACAAAGCAGGCAAAGCAUUUAAAGGGCUUUGCACAUCUCUGGGGAUGGUUUAGGGCCAGCAGUCAAGCAUCAGUCCAGGAGAAGUGCUGACCUCUGUAAAUGCUGUUUUUUGGACUUAUUGCUGUAACCAAGUCUGUGUGUGUGAUGCAGUGAAUGUAUCUGGGAUGGCUGCCAGGCUGUACCUGUGUACAGUGACACUUUGGCAGGUGUGUCUGACAGCUAUUCAGAAGGCUCCAUUCAUGAUCUGUUUGCCAUUUCACAGUAAUUAAUUCAAGUUGUUGGACCAUAAACUGUUACAUUUACUUUUUUCUAUUCUUUCCUGAAGUCCUGCUUCAAGGUAUUUCAACUAAUAGGUAUUUUUAACGGACCAAACUUGUAAUGAGGUUGAAUUUUUCUAAAUAAUUAAACAAAAGCCUUUUUCUUUAGCCCCCUUUACAGAGAAAAAUGUCUGGAUUAGCAUUGGUAGAUAUCACUAGAGUAUAUAUAAUUCAGGUACUGUAUUUUAUGGUUUAAUAACUGUGCCUUUCUGUUGCUAAACUAAGAAAUGCCAUAUAUACUGUGAUGUAAAAUGCCUGAUUUUAUGGAAAAUCCUACAUAAUUAGGCAGAUAUUAAAAAAAUGUUAAUUGUCCAUGUUGCUGACAUGGGCCAAGUUAACCAGAAUGUUCAGCUUUUCCUGAUCAAAAUUGCAUAAAUGAAACAACACAGGAAUUGUGUCCUUGAGCUCAAGAUAUUGUAAAUGAACAAUAGUCCCUUUUGUAAGUAUUUUUAAUGUGUAUUGUAAGAUACUGCAAGAGGAUAUAUUUUUCUGGAGAUUGUUUAUACAGUGGAUGGAUAUUCAGUAUUAAUUAUUUAAACAUAUAAACAAUAAAAGCACCCCAUUCUGCAAAGAAAUGGGCUUCAUUUAUUAUUCCAAACUAAUCUAGAAGGACCACUGCUUUUAGGUAUUUGGUUAGAAAAUAUAAUACUUACUCUAGAAAAAUCUGUAUUUUUAUGCAUUAACAUACUAUAUUUAAAGGAAAUAAUCACCUUUACCCAAUUUAGAUAGUUACAAGACAAUGUAACAAUUAAAGUAAACUAGUAAUCAUUCUGAUUCACAGAUUGUGAGGCAGUCAAGACAGUAUGGUCAAUGCAUGAACAGUUUGUGAUGUCUAAAUUUGGCAGGAUUUUAUUAUGUGCUUUCGAGCUUUUCAUGAUCCUUUUCCCUUCAAGUGUAAUUUCAUGUGCUUUUUUUCUGUUCAUUUUGUCUUGUUCAUGUGUUGCCUGAUCUGUUAUUUUCAUGUCAGGAACAGUUACUGCAGGAAGCGCUGUCUUAGUGUCUGAGCAGACACAAAUUCCUUAAUUUUGUAUUGUACUUGUUUUUCAGGAAAAGCAUCAUUUGGUUGGGAAAUACAGUGAUCGGAUAGAAUACAAAGCCUACAUUUUUUGUGAGCAGUAUUUGGUUUUAGAAGGUUUUCUGUGUUGGAGAUGAUAUCUCCAAGCUGUUAGUGUGUAGAUUGACAAAGUUAACUUCACUUUCUUUGAAGCACAUGAGGUCUAUGGUACUCUGGCACUGGAUGAUGUGAAAAAACUCAACUUUUCUGGUGCAUUUUUGCCAUGCAUCCUGAAUGCACUGCUAUGAAUGUAUUUAACUGAGGUAUUAAGAACUGAGAGUGUGUUAAACAACUUACAUACCUGGAAACACCUUACCCAGCAGAAAAUGGUGAGAAAAUAGUUUCAGUGUGUGUUUCUGGAUUUGAUUUUUGUGUCUGUUCCUCUUUUGCAGUUCAGUGCUGAAUGUGCAGGAAAAGGUAAAUUGGUUUCUAGGGUUUUGAGAAUGGGAUUUUCACUGAUUGGCUUCACACACCAAGAUAGCCAUUAAAUACAUAGCUGGGGGAAUGUACACAAAAUGCCUUAUGCUUAAAGCCCUAAGCAAGUGGUGUAGUUUCAAUUAUAUUUAAGUAGUCUGAGGACUGUUAACAAUAAUAGGAUAACUUUCUCUGAUAUUUAGUAAAUAUUUAGGGCAUAUUCUCCUUAAAUAUCCUAGCUUUACAGUUUCUAGCAAAAAAUGUUUAAAUUCUAGCACAGAAAAGGUAAGUGAGCAAAACUCAUUUUUUAAGGUACAUAUUGGACUUCUAGAAACUUCAAGUUUACAUCAUAAAGAGCAUAAGUAAAGCUGUAUUUUCUAGCUGUGCUUGCUCUCUUGUAGUAUUAAUGGAACAUGAGAUGUACUGUAGAGGAUCUGGAAAGAGUGAAAAAGAUCACACAGAGCUUUCAACAGGCUAAGGAAAAUUGCACUGUAGCUUAUUCUACUGUCAUAAACGUAUUUUUUAUAUUUUUAUACAUUACAUUGAGUAAAUUCAAAAUGUCAUGUUCUGUGUACCACUGCCCAGGAAAUGUCCAUCAGAAUGUCUAUAAAGCACCUUCAGCAACUACUUCAGUGAAGUUUACAUGAGAAAAAGUUCUACUGUUCUAUUUUCAUGUUUUAUAAGGGGUUAGGCUCAAGAGGGCAGUUAGCACAAAAUGUCAUGCAAUAUGAAUACCUUUAGAGGAUAAAGAAGUACAGACAUACAAAUGCUUCAAAAUCCAAGUAUUUGUAUUGGUGUAUAAUUUUGUUUACUAAUAAGCUAAGAUUCCUUGGAAUUGGGCAUAACAAGCAGCAGGUAAAACUGGAGCACUUUCUUUGCCCUAAUCUAUUCUUAGAGUCGAACAUGAAAAAUGUUUCUAGUAUGAGCACCAGCUGGUACCAAAUUCUUCAUAAAUAAAGUUAAUAUAGCUUUAAGAGGUAGUCAAAUGGCUUUCCAGAAGGAAAUAUGCUUGAAACCCUUUAUGAUGUGGUGCAAAAAAAUCCUGCUACUGAACUCCCUCAGUCCCAGAGAGAAUUAUUACUUCAUAGAACCAGGUAUAAAUGCACAUUUAUUACAAAAAGCUGCUGGCUACAUUUGCCUUUUUUAAUUAUUGUGUGAAAUAAUCCUAAAAACCAACAGGCAGGUAGAGAGCAAUUUGACACAAAAUUCUGUUUUCCAAGAGGCUGAAGAGAUGCAAAUUAGUCUGAGACUGCCUUAAACACAGGAGCAGGAUUUUUUCUGGUCUGGCCCUCACUCAGAAUGGACACGUGCAUCUUGGGUGAGUUUUAGAAUCUGUUAUUUUGGAAAAAUGUUUCAUGUUUAUAAAAAAGCAUUGAUUUUUUGCUUUCUCCUUGCUUCUCCUACUUUAUAUACAAGUAUCACCUGUAUAUAAAGUAUCACAGUAUCACCUGUGAAGCUGUUGGGUCUCUAUCAGGAGCGACUUGAAAGUAAAUAGGCAAACCAAAGGGAGUUGUUUUUUGUUUAUUUGGAAUUUUUAAAGGUUAUGUACAGCAUUUCUCCUGGAAAGAAAAACCAAACAGAAAGAUGCAUUUUUUUCUUUUUAAAAUGGCAUCUCCAAAUGUGAUAUGUGGCUUUUGUGUUAUUUUUUUCUUACCAGAACAGUGUUAAAUUGUCUGGAUAUUAGAAGCUAAUAGCUUUUCCUUUGUUUUUGUUUUAAAUUACUGCUCGCAGUAUUUUUUACUCCAUUUUUUGCUUAUUUCUGAGAGAGUGUCCAGAACUUCUGUAAGCAAUUGCUACUUAUGUGAAGAUUGUAAUUUUGAAUUUGUAAAUAAUUAAGGAUUUUUAGCUACAAAAAUAUAUAAAAACAAAUCCUUGCAUGCUGUAAGUAAAUACAUCUGUUGUGCUAAAAGUUGUUUCUGUUUCAGUAUUUGCUUUCACAAUAAAACCAGUUUUCACACACAUUACAGAAGAUAUUUAAUAAUUCAAUGGUAUGAAGGGGCAUUGCUGUCAAACUCCUGCUAACUUUACUGGGAGUUCUGCACUUGGUUCCUUCCACACAUCACUGAGAAUGAAGCCUGAAGGGCAAGUCCGUGCUGACUGUGAGCAGGCUCGGUGUGUGUGAAGUGACUCAGCUUCCAAAUGUGAUAGCCUUGCUUUUGGGUGAUUUUCCUUGUUAAAAUCACACUUAGCCCUGUUUUUACAAGAUUGCUAAAGGGCUCAACUUGGAAGCCCAUUCUGUGUAGGUGGAACUGGCUGCACAUUUCUAACACUCCCCCUCUGUACCAUAAUUCUGUGAAUGAAGAGACCCCAGAAUAAAGUCAGUAGAUAUUAAAAUGAGAGGAGAAAUGGUUUAUUGGGGUAUUGUGACCCAACUUAUUGCAACUGAUUCUUGAAUGGUUCUUUGGUCUAAAGUAGAAUGUUUGGUGGUUAUAUCAUUUAUUUCUGUAUUCUACAAAUAACUUUGAGGAAACUUAACUUUUUUGUGGGAGGAAGUUGAAUGACUUCUUCCCAGACUUUAUUCUACAGGAAAGCUUAAGUGGCCUUUUCUUUCAGAAAAGAAUAUAUAAGCCUGUUUUAACAUUUCAAGCAAAUUAUAUAUUUGUCAAAUUGAUAGAUUAAUUGGGUCACUAAUGUUGUUCUUACAAUACUGAAGAAAGGCAAUGAAAGCCGAAUUUGGAAACAAAAUGUAAUUCUGUAUGGCAGAGAGGAUAAAGCACUUCAGGUGUUCUCUAAAAAGCAAGUAUCACAUGCUGGUUUUGAAGCAAAUUUAGCCAUGCAUUUGAAAAAUUUCUCUGCACUCCAUUCUGCACCAGAAAUGAUUUGCAUGUUGGUUAAGAGGCCUUGUAAGAAAAGGAAGGAAAGCAGGGUGUGCUUGCAGUAUAUGUCCAGUAACUGUUCCUGUUAGGAUCAAAGGAGAAGAGAGGGUAAGUGGGAUAACAGUACCUUAAAGAUACUGACUAGUAAAUGUAAAUAAUUCCCAUCAAGUUGGAGGAUUUUAUUAGUCACUGUUUUCCCACAAGUUUAUUUUUGUUAGAAAGUGUAAUGAAAGAUAAUGGUGAUAUUACUGAAUUGGAAAUUACCUCUUAAGACAAUUCUAGAUGACUGAAGUAUCAAAACUGAAGAAGAUCAGUUAAGGAGCAAGUAAUGGGAACAGUAAGAGUAGAGUCUGAGGGGGAUUUUGUAUUAAACUUAAUGCACAUAAAAGUUAUGCCAAAAUUUGGCCUACACUUGAUUUAUAUGAAAUCUGUAGUACAAUAUAGAUACAUUUAUAUAUAUAAAUAUUGUGUAUUGGAGUUUUUUAUGUAUAGAUUUUUUUUCCUGUUUACUGCAUUCCCUGGUAAAAGGAAGAUGAUAAAAUACAAACCAGCAUUGUCUCUAUAAGGUAAGGCUGUAUAUUAGGUAGCCUUUUGGGAAAUAAUGCAGUUGUAACCCAGUCUCUCAACCACUUGGAGAACUUGAUUUUAAAAACCCAAAACAACUGAGAUGCGAGCGCAGAGUUAGUUGAGGAUCAUAUAAUGUUUGCUGUAUAAUAGUGUACAACUGAUGUUUUAAAAAUUAAUACAUCGGCACUUUGUUUUAUUAUUUUUAAUGAUUUUGUACUCAUUGUACACUUUCUGAGUUGUCAAUUAAUACUUAAGCUUAUAUUGACUGGUAACUGAAAUGUCUAACUUCACCUGCAAUGCGUGGGUAAUAAACUCCUGUUGGAUUCAGC